Messenger RNA from Dermacentor andersoni, 670 nucleotides. RefSeq lists its product as uncharacterized. Lineage: Eukaryota; Metazoa; Arthropoda; Arachnida; Ixodida; Ixodidae. The record is from RefSeq and is a predicted model, not a curated record.
CCACGCAACCGACGUGAUCCGCAUCAAAGCUCUGAUGCGUUACGGAGGUUACUACUUUGACCGAGACGUGUUCGUGAUUCAAUCCCUGCGACGCUUCCUGCGAUACGAGGCAACCAUCAACUUCGAGCCCGGCAACGCCAUGGGAAACAUGAUGAUGUUCUUUCACAAGGAUUCGCGCUUCCUUCGGCUCUACCUGGAGACCUACCGCCAGUUCAACGACUCACUUUGGUAUUACAACGCCGGCCAGCUGCCCACCAAAGCUGUACUCACUACGCACCCGCAUCUUGUCCACCGAAUGCAGUACGGCAUCGAAGGCGGACUGGACAUGCUAGGCGUUCUGUACGAGCCUCACGCCUACCCGUACUGGCGGAACGCCUUUACCAUCCACCUGUACACGUUUCACCGCGGGGAGUCACCAUACGAUCCACUGCACGCGGCUACGUUUAACGAAACCAACAUCCGGGACCUCGACAAUGCCUUCGGACAGAUGGCGCGCUCGGUUCUGUUCGGAACCUCCGCCUUCGUGCCCCUGGACGCCCCCGUGCUGAGCGUCGCCGAGCUCGCGGCUAGAAAGGACCGGGGCGAAGACCUCACCAGCAUGCGCCCAGGAAAUGAGCUGCCAUUUUAUUACCCUGUGAUCAACACCACCAAGUUUAAGCGCCAUCACUGA